Molecule: messenger RNA, 1602 nt
Organism: Closterium sp. NIES-65
Lineage: Eukaryota; Viridiplantae; Streptophyta; Zygnematophyceae; Desmidiales; Closteriaceae
Source: the annotation of a GenBank genome assembly
AUGACAGCAACGCCACGGUGUAUCGCGUUGCCUCACUCGGUCGCCCUGGCAUCGCCCUUCCUCAAACAUCACAUUCGCCUUCUGCGUACCCUACGCACACGCCCACGCUUCCCCCCACCCUUUCCCUCACCUUCUCUCACGCUUCCCCUUUACCGUUGCUGCCUCCUGCUCCCUGGGUGCACCCACAAUUCCGCUGACCAUCGCGCACGCCUCCCCCCACAUUCACACACGCUCAUCGCCCACGCUUCACCGGACCGUCACCCCCGCUUCAGCCCACCGUCAACGACGCUUCCUCUUACCGUCGCCCACGCUUCCUCUUACCGUCCCCCACGCUUCCUCCCAUCGUGGCCCACGCUUCCUCCCCGUCACCCACGCUUCCCCCCGCCGUCGCCAACGCUUUUCCCCACCGUCGCCAACGCUUUUCCCCACCGUCGCCAACUCUAUUCCCCACCGUCGCCAACUCUUUUCCCCACCGUCGCCAACGCUUCUCCCCACCGUCGCCCACGCUUCCCCCCACCGUCGCCCACGCUUCCCCCCACCGUCGCCCACGUUUCCCCCCACCAUCGCCCACGUUUCCCCCCACCGUCGCCCACGUUUCCCCCCACCGUCGCCCACGUUUCCCCCCACCGUCGCCCACGCUUCCCCCCACCGUCGCCCACGCUUCCCCCCACCGUCGCCCACGCUUCCCCCCACCGUCGCCCACGCUUCCCCUGCCAUCGCCCUCCGUGUCGCUCGGGAAUCCCCCCUCCCGCCGGCCUCCCUCCCCUCCCGCGAAAAACCCCUCCGUCCUCUCAUUACCCCGGCCUCUCAUCCCCGUGUCCCCUGUCCUCUCAUCCACUCGUCCUCUCAUCCCCCCGUCCUCUCAUCCCCCUAUUCCCUGUCGUCUCGUCUCCCCAUCCUCUCAUCCCCCCGUCCCCUGUCCUCUCGUCCGCCUGUCCUAUCAUCCCCCCCUCCUCUCAUCCCCCCCUCCUCUCAUCCCCCUCUCCUCUCAUCCCUCCGUCCUCUCAUCCCCCUGUCCUCUUAUCCCCCCGUCCUCUCACCCCUCUGUCCUCUCACCCCCCUGUCCCCUCAUCCCCCUGUCCUCUCAUCCCCCUGUCCUCUCAUUCUCAUGCCCCCGUCCUCUCAUCCCCCUGUUCCCUGUCCUCUCCUCCCCCCAUCCUCUCAUCCCCCCGUCCCCUGUCCUCUCGUCCGCCUGUCCUCUCAUCCCCCCGUCCUCUCAUCCCUCUGUCCUCUCGUCCCCCCAUCCUCUCAUCCCCUCGUCCUCUCAUCCGCCUGUCCUCUCAUCCCCCCUUCAUAUUCUCUCUGUCCCCCUUCUCUAUGUUUCCCUUCUCCUUAUCGCCUUUCUCCCUGUCCCUCGUCUUCCUCACCCCCUUCCCCGUAUACCUAUCCCCUACUACCACCAUUGCCUUCCCUGCCCUUCCUCACCCUCCCUCCUAUUUCCCCCCAUCCUCUGCCUCCCUUUCCCUCACCAUCUCCCCAUGUGUGGCAACUGUCAGCAAGCUCAUCGCCACCACACCUCUCUCAACAGAGGACAAUGCACUGAUGUGGAUGGAGACCGGGGGUUGUCCACCUCCAACACUUAUUGGCUCGUACACCAUAUGA